AUGGCCGUAAUCUGUGAGAUCAGCAACGUUUUCAGCAACUACUUCAGCGCCAUGUACAGCCCCGGGGACCCCCCCGCCCCCCCCCCCCCCGCCCCCGCUGCCGCUUCCUUUGGGGCCUACGACCUCGUGCUGUCCCUGAGCAACCCCCAGAUGCCGCCCGAGGGCCCAGAGAAGGCCAGCUGGUUGCGGGAGCAGCCUCAGUUCUGGUCGAAGGCCCAGGUGCUCGACUGGAUCAGCUACCAGGUGGAGAAGAACAAGUUUGACGCCAGCACCAUCGACUUCUCGCCCUGCGACAUGGACCGGGCUGCGCUCUGCAGCUGCGCGCCCGAGGAGCUGCGGCUGGUCUUCGGGCCCCUGGGGGACCAGCUCUACGCCCAGCUGUGGGACCCCACGUGCAGCUUCCCGGACCAGCUCAGCUGGACCAUCGAUCUCCUGGAGCAGGACAGCACCUCGUUCCAGGAGAUGCUGGGGGACCCCAGCCCCUUUGACCAGGGCAGCCCCUUUGGCCUGGAGAUGCCGGAGGAUGGCCAGCAGCCCAGUCCCUACAACUGGGGCAGCUAUGACGUGCCCCCCCCACCCCCCCUCGCAUCUCCGGGCAGCUUGGAUGUCUCCACCGGCUCCACUGCCGGGACUGGUGCCUCUGGGUGCUCCCAUUCUCAAGACUCGGGGAGAAGCCACAUGGACCUGGGCCCCAGGGACAGCAAGCUCUUCUCCAGGGCAGACUUCGCUGACUACAAGAACCGGGACCCCAAGCACGGGAAGCGGAAGUGGGGCGGCCCCGGAAGCUGAGCGGAGAGUCUCGGGACAGCUUGGAGGGGCCGGAGGAGCAAGCACGCCCCCAGCGGCACCCACCCGUGGGAGUUCAUCCGGGGCAUCCUCAUCCGCCCGGAGCUAAACGAGGGCCUGAUGAAGGGGGAGAACCGGCAGAAGGGCGUGUUCAGGUUCCUGCGCCCCGAGGCCAUGCCCCCCCCCCCCCCCCCCCGGGGCCGGAAGAAGGAAAACAGCGGAAUGACGUACAAGAAGCUGAGCCGGGCCCUGAGAUACCACUACAAACGGGAGAUCCUGGCCGCGGCCGGCCUGCAGCUCGUCUACAAGUUCGGCAAGAACUCCAGUGGCCCGAAGGAGGAGGAGGAGGAGGAGGAGGUCGGGAGCCGGAACUGA
This is a messenger RNA of Myotis lucifugus (little brown bat), 1161 nucleotides long. RefSeq names its product E74 like ETS transcription factor 3 (gene ELF3). Gene Ontology annotation, cellular component: nucleus. The record is from RefSeq and is a predicted model, not a curated record. NCBI's taxonomy places the organism in Eukaryota, Metazoa, Chordata, Mammalia, Chiroptera, Vespertilionidae. Gene Ontology annotation, biological process: regulation of transcription by RNA polymerase II; cell differentiation. Gene Ontology annotation, molecular function: DNA-binding transcription factor activity, RNA polymerase II-specific; sequence-specific DNA binding.